UCCCGAAAGUGCGCACCUGGAUGAAUGGCACCGCCGCCGAUCACCAAUCGACACUGUCCAGGCCUCGCUCGGCCGAAGUCAUCACCGCCAACGGCAUGAACGGGACGAUUCCGAACGGUCGACCGCAUAAUGGGAUGAACGGAGGCAUGAAUGGCGGGGUAACGAUGAAUGGGGGUGUAAAUGGUGGUCUGAAUGGAGGUAUGAAUGGGGGACUGAAUGGUGGGUUGAAUGGGGGAUUGAAUGGUAUCGUUACCCGAGGACCUGGAGGGCUCCAUGAGGACAUGGAUUUUCCACCGACCACCCGAACCCUUUCGAAGAAGAAACAAAUCGUUUGGAUGAGACCUCAUGAUAUGUGUGGCAGGCCACAGUUUCGAAUAUCUCCUCCCGGAACACCACUGACGGCAAGGGAACUUCCGGAACCGGUUGGACCUGGUGAUCCUAGUCUUCUUGCUGCUCUAGGCUGCCUAUCACAACUGCCAAGACUGCUGGAACGAGUUGUACCUCCGGAACAAACUUUCGAUACCUCGAACGGAUACUGUGGAAUGUUCAAAUUUCGCUUCUGGCAGUGGGGCAAAUGGAUUGAGAUACGGGUGGAUGAUCGGUUGCCGACUCGUGGAGAUCGCCCCGCCCACAUGCACUGCUCCCAGCCGGACGUCUUCUGGGCCGCACUGCUGGAAAAAGCUUACGCCAAAUUAUAUGGAGGAUACGCCUUUCUGAAGUUCGGAACUGUGGGACGAGCCCUUCAGGAUCUGACUGGAGCCGUCGUCCAGAGUGUCCCACCAAGUGGACCACUUUUGGGAGGAGCCGUGCCAAGAUCAACGCUACUGGUAGCGAUUAGUGGAGUGGAAAAAGAGAGCAAGCGACGUCGAUCGGGAUUGCUUCCGGAGCAUCCAUACAGUGUGACCGGCCUAGCGAGAGUUCGUGCCAAUUCGUCCGAUUCGUCACAGGCAAGCGGUCAAUCGGGCGAUACAAGUCUGAUAAGACUACGGAGUCCCUGGAUUGGAGGGGAAUGGGGUGGCGUUUGGUGCGGUGCUUGGUCCGAGCGUAGCUGGGAAUGGAAUGCGCUGAAUGAACGCGAUCGAGAGUUGCUGUCGUCAAGAUCGUCGAGCAGUUGCGAGUUUUGGAUGUCGGUUAACGAGUUCUUGUCACGAUUUGUAGUCAUCUGGUUGGCGCACAUCGGUCCCGAUGAUUGGGCGUUAGAACCGGGACUACACACGAGGACCCCCUGGAGAGCAGCUCUGGCCGUGAGGCAAUGGAGAGCGGGAUUCAACGCUGGAGGUCCUCAUAAAUUCAUAGAAACGACCGCUACCAAUCCUCAGUUCAGAAUACGGGUUCCAACGGGACAUCCUGCCAAAGCUCAUGUAGUCGUAGCAGUAGCUCAGAAAUACGAAUGCUACCGAAGUCGAAACUAUGAGGACGACGAAAUAGGAUUUACAAUUUACGAAGUUCCACCAGGAAUGCAACGGGUCACACCUCAGUACGUUAGUGAACAGAUGCCUUUGGACUUUGCCCCGCUUUCGAAUCUGAGGGAAAUAGCCACUUUCUUCGCAUUGCCGGCUGGAGAUUUUGUGGUCAUGCCUCAUUCACAACAACAUCGAGAAGGUCGGUUCCUUCUCCGGAUUUUUGCCGAUCAACACACCGACGUAUGGGAGGUCAACGAGGAAAACAUGGUGAUUCAUAACAUUGCGGCUGAAUUCUGUGACGAAAGAACUAUUGAUGCCCGAAUCCUGUACAAACUUCGAUCCCGAUACCCACCGGAAAUUGAUGCACCCCAACUGCAAGCCAUUUUGAAAGCACAUGGAGGGAACAACCGAGGGUUCCGAGGACUAGGGGGUAUCAAUUGUGGACCUUCGUUGGAGCUAUGUAGAGGCAUGUUAGCACUGCGAGACCCUGCCCUAGGAGGACGUCUAUCGAUUGAACAUGUGCCCGCUCUCAUAGGACUGAUGCGAUUCUGGAAGGCCGCUUUUCGACGAUGUGGACCAUCGUCUUCGGGGACGGCAACCAUCAGUCGAGGAAUAUGGGCCUCUAAAGUAUCGUCUUACUGUUUAAGAGGAUUGUUAUGGGCAGGUGGAGCGACUGCGAGUAACAAAGUACUGGAGGCGUUAGUCAGCCGAUUUUCCCGGAAUCGGCAAAUCACUUUGGAAGGAUACCUCAUGUCGAUGGCGAGACUGCACUUGGCUCAUGAACGCUACCACAGCUUGGAUGCGAAAGCAAAGGCCAGUCCACUAUCGUUGGAAGAAAUGAUUCUAAUGACAAUCUAUUCGUGAGUUGUCACCGUCACGAACACUCGCCGAACCACUUCAACACGAGAAAAAGCACAAACAGAGACGCGAGAAAACAACCAAAGACAGAAAAACAAUCCCUACGCACAAAAAAAAAAUCUAGUAAAUCUGGCACUCACAAGCUGGGAAACAAUGCAAUACAUUUAUUUAGUAAUAUCUUAACAGAGAGCUAACAGCUUCAGUCGAAUGCUUUUAUAUUGUUAUACCUACUCUGUAAUUACGUUCUAAUCGGUUAGUCAUACGAAAUUUUUGAAAACUUUUCCCAUUUACUUCCACCAACGACACUGUGGAUCAUUUUGAUACUUGGAGUUGGAAGCGAUGAUCAUGAAAAACUGAAAGUAUUAUUCCCUCUAGGCUUAUUUCUUUCGAGUACUAACAAAAUGUAAACUUAUACAAAUUGUAGGUUAAGGUUCGCUAUCUGAAAGAUAACACUUAUUUUUAUAGCAAGAGAUUAUAUGUAUAUCUAUAGUAAUUGUUAUUAUUGAAAUAAACGUUAUUUAAUUUCCUUAA
Messenger RNA from Uranotaenia lowii, 2792 nucleotides. RefSeq names its product calpain-11-like. The record is from RefSeq and is a predicted model, not a curated record. The coding region runs from base 21 to 2267 and encodes 748 amino acids. Gene Ontology annotation, biological process: proteolysis. Gene Ontology annotation, molecular function: calcium-dependent cysteine-type endopeptidase activity. Gene Ontology annotation, cellular component: cytoplasm. NCBI's taxonomy places the organism in Eukaryota, Metazoa, Arthropoda, Insecta, Diptera, Culicidae. The transcript has 8 exons.